Molecule: messenger RNA, 670 nt
Organism: Aspergillus neoniger CBS 115656
Lineage: Eukaryota; Fungi; Ascomycota; Eurotiomycetes; Eurotiales; Aspergillaceae
Product: copper chaperone CCS1
Exons: 1
Coding region: 10-618 (202 amino acids)
Biological process (GO): removal of superoxide radicals
Cellular component (GO): cytoplasm
Molecular function (GO): superoxide dismutase copper chaperone activity; copper ion binding
Source: RefSeq, a predicted model, not a curated record
CGGGACGGGAUGCCAUUCUACGAGGCAGUGGCACCUCCAACAGUAUGUCUAUCACCUGCCUACUCCAGGCAGUACACCGAGGCUGAUGGCACCAUUGCAGGUUCCGCGGUGUGUAUCUUGGAAACCCACUCGAAUAGCGUCUCCAACAAGAUUCGUGGUCUGGCACGCAUGGUCCAGGUCUCCUCCAACAUGACCCUGGUCGACCUGACAAUCAACGGCCUUGCUCCCGGCAAGUAUUAUGCCACGGUACGCGACACAGGGGAUAUCUCGCAGGGUGCUGGAUCCACCGGCGGCAUUUGGGAGGCCGUCAAGGCUAAAGUGCUGGGUUCGGAGCCAGUCAAGGAACCCCGCGGCAUUUUUGGAUCGGUUGAGGUGAACGACAAGGGCCGGGGCAAUGUAUUUUUGGAUCGCCCGGUAGCGGUGUGGGAGAUGAUUGGGCGCAGUAUGGUAGUGUCGAAGAGCCAGGAGGGGCCCUUUCGACAGGAAGACCCUGACACUCUAGUGGGAGUGAUCGCUCGAAGCGCGGGGGUGUGGGAUAACGACAAGAUGGUGUGUUCCUGCUCCGGUAAGAAUGUGUGGCAGGAGCGGCAGGAGCAGGUGGCCCAGGGAAUGGCCUAAAGGGGAAGAAGAGAGGGAAAUGAGGAUGUGGUUGGAGGAAGCUAGACUGGCG